Cooperia oncophora is the source of this 471-nucleotide messenger RNA. The record is from the annotation of a GenBank genome assembly. Lineage: Eukaryota; Metazoa; Nematoda; Chromadorea; Rhabditida; Trichostrongylidae.
UUGUUCUUUACUCCCUGCUGGACAUUUGAAGGUUGUGAAACCAGAGGAAAUGUUGUAUGUCUAAACCAGGAGGUCCAACAAGGCCUAAACGUUGGUUUUGUAACGAAUACAAGAAUCACCCAUGCUACACCAGCAGCACUAUACGCAAAGGGUGUUCAUCGAUCGUUAGAGCUCGAAAUUCCUGAUGAGUUAAAAGCACACUGCAAGAGAGAUAUUGCUUCGCAAAUACUGCACCGUCCAGCUUCGGAAUUUAAGGUGAUGAUGGGAGGAGGAAGAGCCUUCUUCAUGAAUGCCACAAGAAAUGGAAAGCGGACAGACGGCCGUAAUAUUGAUUUUGCAUGGGAACGACUAGGUGGCCGGCGUAAAGUAUUGCGUUCUGUAGACGAUCUGUGGCAAUACGAUGUUUCCAAGGGUGGCAAGGUGUUAGGUAUGGUUUUCCAUAGCAGAAUUUGUUACAACAAAAGCUGUUAG